Molecule: messenger RNA, 1245 nt
Organism: Musa acuminata subsp. malaccensis (wild Malaysian banana)
Lineage: Eukaryota; Viridiplantae; Streptophyta; Magnoliopsida; Zingiberales; Musaceae
Product: COP9 signalosome complex subunit 7
Cellular component (GO): COP9 signalosome
Source: RefSeq, a predicted model, not a curated record
UGGGUUGUGUUGGGUUCGGCUCGACCGUCAUAAAGCGUCAAGGUUGCGUGCGAUGGGCAUCACCCGUUGGUCUCACGCGACAAACCUUAAAAGGGGUCCCAACAAACCUCGAGCCACCAUCCCAUCGAUCUCACGGGAGGGGAGGGGAUGGACAUGGAGCGCAGGCAAUCGGAGAUCAUCGAUGACUUCGUGAAGCGAGCGGCGGCGCUUUACGAUGCCGCUCCCAACCUCGCCGGCCUCAUCCUCGAGGCCACCGCCCAUCCCUUCCUCUUCGCCUUCUCCGAGAUCCUUUCCGUCCCCAGCCUUGCCAGGUUGAAGGGAACGCAGUAUUCGUCGUCACUGGAUGUGCUUCGCUUGUUCGCCUACGGCACAUGGAGCGAUUACAAGCGUAAUGCUGGUUGUCUUCCAGUGCUAUUACCUGAUCAAGUCCGCAAGCUGAAGCAACUAAGUGUGUUGACACUGGCUGAGAUAGAAAAGGUAUUGUCUUAUGAUCAUCUCAUGGAAGAGCUGGAUGUUUCAAAUGUUAGGGAACUUGAAGAUUUCCUUAUCAAUGAGUGCAUGUAUGUGGGUAUUGUAAGAGGAAAACUGGAUCAAUCACGCAGGUGCUUCGAGGUUCAGUUUGCAGCUGGAAGGGACCUUAGACCUGAACAACUAGACAACAUGAUUCAGACACUAAAUAACUGGUCAGGAACUUCGGAUAAUUUGCUUCAUAUGAUCCAAGAGAAAAUCAAGUGGGCUGAUACUAUGAGUGAGGCCAACAAGAUGCAUAGGAAGGAAAUUGUGGACAAGGUGGAAGAAGUGAAGAAAUCUCUCAAGGCCGACUUGCACUUACAAGGCCACGGAGAGAUCUUUUCUGAACCUGGAGGAAUGAUGGAUUAUGAAGAAGAUCGUUCCCGACCUAAGAGGAGGCGACAACCAAUGGCUUGAGACGAGAGGGUGGACCGAUGAAUAGCCAGCCAGUUCUACGUUUUGCUGACACUGUUUCAAACAACUCUUCAACUGAUUGCCUUAUGGUUCAUCCAUAAUCGCUGUCCGUACUUACGGCCGCUCUACUUGUUUUCCUGUAGAAUCGUCAAGUUCAAACUCAAUUUCGUCUUGCAAUCAUGUCACGCAUUCGUUAACAAGAUGGAUCCUGGGGAAUCGAGUGGUAUUGAUAUCUUUUUCCCUGGUGAAAUAGGCAUUGAUAUUUGUGAUUCCUUAAUAUAUCAGGUACAAUCUGAAGCACCUCAGUUUCUUCCGGUCUUA